CACAGUCCGAAAUAAAAAAAGAAAUAAGUAAUAAAGAAAUUUCCUUACAACAAGCCAAAGAAAAUGGUGAUAAUGAAAUGGUCGCCAAAUUAGAGCAACAAAUUCAAGAAUUAAAAAACCAGCAAAGAAAUAGUUCUACUAUUGAAAGUCCAAACAAAAAUAAUAUAAUUGCCUACUCAAUUAUCGGAUUUUUGCUGAAAGCAAGUCCUUAUGCAAUUCGUUUGGGUUAUAAUCAGUUGAAAAAGCGGACUCGCUCACGUCAAGUUAUUAAAGAUUUGCUGACAAGAUUAGUGGCGGAAAGAGAAGCAGUAAAAGGAGCCAAAAUUGAAGUCAGUGGUCGCUUGGAUGAGUCUGACAUCGCCCAGACUAAAAAAAUCGUGCAGGGAAAAAUGCCACUCAGCACGAUUGAUAGUAAUGUUGAGGUUGGACAAAAAGUAGUAAUCACCUCUUACGGUGCAAUUGGAGUUAAAUAUGAGGGUCAUGCCAAAGGAAACCAAGAAGUUAAUUUUGGCGAUUACGGCUUACAAGCCCAAGAAGGAGCCUACAUCAGCAAUCGGGUAAUCGAAGCCGGACGAAAACCUCUGGAAGUCAGAAUGGGGUCGGGAAAAGGUUCCGUCGAAAGUUGGGUAGCUGUAGUGAAAAAAGGAACCAUCAUUUUUGAAAUCCAAGGAUUACCCAAAACUGCUUCCUAUAAAGAGGAAUUAUUGGCUCAGUGUCGUUCGGCAUUAAUCGUUCUAAAAAUGAAAAGUAAAACGGGGCAAUUAGUGCAAACUCACCAAAUUAAGCAACUAAAAAAACAAAUCGCUCGGCUACUCACUGCUGAUAAGACAGCGACCGUGGAAUUAGUUUUCAAUAAAUUACAUCCCAAAUAUCAUAAACCAAUUAAAAGAAAAACAAAAAUCCAGGCUCAUAAUGAGGAGUAUGAUUUACAAUUAGGUGAUAAAGUAGUAAUUAAAAGUAGUCAAAAUCAAAUUAAAGUAAACAAUUUAGAGGAAUUACUAGCCAAGGUCAGAGAAUAUGUGGCCUCUCAGGGCGGGGCAGAUAAAGUUAGAAUAGGAAAUAUCUCUGCUAAUUCAGCAACUUAUACUUUCCGAAAAGGUUUCCCAAUUCAAACUGAAAAGGAAUACAUGUUAAUAGAGUUGAGAGGGGAAAAUGGUUCAUCCGUAGAGUUUAAAAUGGAAGCCGAAGGCGACAAAGAAAUUGGCGGGCUUGGUAAACUUCCAACCAGAACCCUUCAUAAAGUUUUAGCCGAAGUAGGAAAGAUUAUUCCGGAAGUCCGAACUAAGCCUCCGCAAAAUGGGACUCCUGAAAAAGAUAAUUUUCAGCCCCAUAGUUUAGCGAUCCGUGGUGUUCCUUGUUCGAGUUUGGAAGAAGUAAAAAAGCAACUAAAAGAAUAUUAUCAAAAAAAUCAGGAGGAAAUUAACAAAAAUCCUGAUUUUAACCAAUGGGUAAAAACAAUUUAUAGUCAUUUUGGCGACGAAGUUAAUUAUUCAAAAGAAGGAAAAGAAAUUUCAAAAGGUCAUGAAACAAAAGAUAAUCCAACCAAAAACCCGGUUAAGACUUCUCCUGAACCCAAAAACCAGAGCGAAAAAAUAAAAAAAAUUCGCCAGGAAAUAAAAGACUUAGAAAACCGUUCUGAUCUUAAUAAUUCAGAAAAACAAAGAGAAUUGGCGAAAAAAAGAAAAGAGUUAAGUAAAUUAGAAAAAAGCCUAAACGAUACUUCUAAUCAGCCCAACCAUAAUUUAGCACUUUAUUUAAGUUUAGGAGGAAUUGCCAUCGAUGAUGUGGCAGGCAAUACCAUUGCCUCUGCUUCUACCGAAGAUUUUAAGGAGGAAAAUAAUAAUUACUCUCGUAAGAAUAAAAAUUAUGCUAAGCAACUGGGGGAAGUUUUUGUAGAUAAAUUGAAGCAAGGAGGGGUGAAAAAAAUUAUUUUUGACCGCAACGCUCGUCUUUAUCAUGGCAAGGUUGAAGAAAGUAAUCAAGUCAAAAAGGAUGAAAAGGAGAAAGUCAAUGACGAGCAGGCCGACGGUAAAAGAAAUAAGUUAGUUUCGAAUAAGCCUGGAGAAGGGGGGUAUGAAAAAAAGCGUUAUACCCAUGCCUAUUUGCGUGAGGUUUUAGAAACUACACGGCCAGUGAAAGUAACCAAAGGUGGCCGAAGAUUUAGUUUUACUAGUUUAGUUUUAAUAAAAGAUAAAGAAAAAAAAGCGGUUGCUUAUGCUCGUGGAAAAGGUAAAGAGACAAUGGUUGCUCUACAAAAGGCUUGCCGAAAAGCACAAAAAAAAUUAAUUAGUUACUUUCCUAAUCCACCUCGAACUAUUCCCUAUCAGAUAUUAGCGAAGGAUGGAGCAACUAAGAUUUUUUUAAAACCAGCUCCUCCGGGUAGUGGAAUUAAAGCCGGCGGAGUGCUUAGCAAGUUAUUUAAGUACUUAGAAAUUAAAGAUGUCAGUGCUAAAAUAAUUGGUUCACGCAAUAAAAUGAAUGUUAUUCGAAAAAAAAAAAUAGUUGGUCGCGGAAUUGGUUCAGGUCGGGGAAAAACGGCUGGACGAGGACAAAAAGGACAAGGGGCUCGCAAGAGUGGUCAUGUUCGUCCUGGAUUCGAAGGGGGGCAAACCCCUAUUUAUCGCCGCGUUCCCAAGCGAGGCGGGGGAUCUAGACCCCCCAAAACUUCUUAUCGGAUAGUCAAUUUAUCUAAAUUAGAAAAAGACGAAAAGGUAGUAAACAGGCAAGUAAUUGAUUUUACUCAGGAAAACCGUCCAGUAAAAAUAUUAGGCGAAGGAAAUCUUACUAAAAAUUUGACCAUCAAAGCCGCUACCUUUUCCCAAUCGGCUCAGCAAAAAAUCACCCAAGCGGGUGAUGACUAUGUUUCCUACAAACUUACUGGCUUAAAUGCUGAUGAGAGGUUUAUUAUUUGUACUAAUACGCCUCCUUUUAAUACUUACCGAAUAGGUGAAUAUUUGCAGAUUGAUUUGGAUGAAACAUGUAAUGAGUUGCCUAUAACAGUCUUUUAUAAUACGGAGGUAGUAAGGAAAGCACCUUCCUCUGUAGUUAACAUACCUUCUAUAACUCAAAAUCAAGUGUCAACGAUAGUACGACAAAUUAACUCGGCAAUAGACAAUAUGAAUUACCAAAAAAAUAUUGAAAUCCUAGACGGAUUAGAAAAAGCAAUAAAAGCAAUUGGGGGCGAAUACCCGGUCAAUUUUGAAAUUAAGGGUAGAGAUGGAAAAUUAACCAAAGAACCCAAAAAUUCUGAAAUAGAAGGACAGAAAAAUGAAUUAGAAAAGAAUAUAAAAGAUGACCAAAAACAGAUUGAAAAACCAAAAGAAAUUUUAGUUUAUGGUGCUACAUGGGACAUUGAUGGCACUGAAUAUUUCAUGGAAAGAAAAAGAAAAGAUAAAGCUGUCAAACAGAGUUAUUAUGAACCUCGUAGUGAGGAGGAGAAAAAACAGAUUAUCGAAAGAAAUCAAAAAAGACGAGAACAAGAGGCAGAAAAAAAUAAAAGGAAUUUAGAGCAGCAAGUUCAAAGCCAAGAAAAUUCUCAAACAGAAACUUCUUCCACUUCUGGUAAAAAAAACCAACCAUCUAAAAAAGAAACUAACCAACCAGAUUCUUCUCAAAAUGUAAAUCAAGAAGCAUCAGCAGAAAAAAUUUCAUUACAAAAUAGGGAUGACAAGAAUAUUUAUUAUGGAGUAGGCGCGAUUUUUCUUGUUCUUUUGGCGGCAAGUAUGAUAACAGUUUGGAAAGUGAAUAAACUAGAAUGUAUCAAAAAGGCUGGGCAAGCCGUAAAUAAUAUUUUGAAAAGACUAAAAAAGGAAAUAAAGCCGGGUGUUUCAGGGGAGGACUUGGAUAACUUGGCUCGUCAGUUAAUGGAAGAACAAAAAGUCCAAUCAUCCAGUUUGGAUUAUAAAGGUUUUUCAGCACACAUUUGCGUGGCUCUUAAUGAAGAAUUAACUCACGGCGUACCUGAUGGACGAGUUUUUAAGGAGGGCGAUUUAGUUUCCAUUGAUGUCGCCUGCCAUUAUCAAGGUUAUCAUGCGGAUGCGGCUCUAACCACCAUCGACAUUGGUGCUAUGUUAGAAAAAUACAUUCGGAAUCGUGGUUAUUACCCCAUUAAAGAAUAUGGAGGGCAUGGAAUUGGGGGAAAACUUCAUAUGGAACCUUUUAUUCCUAAUUAUAAAAUUCCUAAUAGAGGGGAAAUUAUUAAAGAAGGGAUGUUUAUUUGUAUUGAACCAUUAGUUCAGAUGGGCGAUGACGAAGUGGAUAUUUCUACUAAUAAGUGA
This is a messenger RNA of Ambispora leptoticha, 4277 nucleotides long. NCBI's taxonomy places the organism in Eukaryota, Fungi, Glomeromycota, Glomeromycetes, Archaeosporales, Ambisporaceae. The record is from the annotation of a GenBank genome assembly.